AGGAGCCCAAACUUUCCAGUAGCACCACAGGCGGCUGCUGCACAAAGACAAACGGAAAGAGGGACAGCUCGAUAAAUAAAAAUUAAAAGAGAAGAUAAAAUUGCUAGCUAAACUUUCUUUAAAUAUUUACAGUUUAGAUAACUCAGUGCAUUUUUAUUGUGAAGUUUAAUAUUUGUAUUUUUAUUGAAGAGGGCCCUUUGUGUUAAAAAAAAGAAGAAAGAAAUAGAGAAAAUGAUGAGUCUGCUGUGCAUCACAAUAAUCUCCCUGACCCUGGCUGGCAGCGCGUACAGCCAAGUGACAAGCCCUCCCUCAUCACCAUCAGUCAAGGUUUUUGCUGAUCUUGGCAGCAAUGUCACGCUGCCCUGCAAGCUCCAGAGCUCAGACACCACAUCCUUUGGCAACAUCGGUAUCCGAGUGAGGUGGACCAAAGUGGCUGAAGAUGAAUCACUGAAUGAGGAUGUGCUGGUUUCAAUGGGAUUCCACAAGAAGACCUACGGAAGCUUCGAGGACCGUGUCUUCCUGCAGGAGCUUGACAGUGACGAUGCCUCCCUAAUAAUAACCGAAGUCUCCAAGGAAGACAUGGGAAAAUACCACUGUGAGAUCAUCAAUGGGGUGGAAGACACGGUGCAGGAGAUCAUCUUGGAGGUGCAAGGUGGUGCCAUUGAUGGUGUGGUAUUCCCGUACUCCCCUCAUGUGGGCCGCUACAACCUCAACUUCCAAGACGCCAUGCAGGCCUGUGCAGACCAGGGUGCUGUGGGUGCCACCUUUGACCAGCUGUUUGAGGCCUGGAAGGGUGGUCUGGACUGGUGCAAUGCUGGCUGGCUGAGCGAUGGCACUGUGCAGUAUCCCAUCACCAAACCUAGAGCUCCUUGUGGUGGUACCAACAGCGGGCCUGGCCUCAGAAGCUAUGGACGUCAAAACAGGAUGAGCCGCUAUGAUGUGUUCUGCUAUGCUCCGGCCCUCAAGGGACGUUUGUAUUGGCUGGUCCAGCCCGAUAGGCUGACCUUCGACGAGGCUGUGCAGGCAUGCUUAAAUGACGGCGCUGAGAUUGCCAAGGUGGGCCACAUGUACUCCGCCUGGAAGGUUGAGGGCUACGAUCGCUGCGACGCCGGCUGGUUGGCUGAUGGAAGUGUCCGCUACCCCAUCUCCAGGCCCCGCAAGAACUGCAGCCCCACAGAAGCUGCAGUGCGUUUAGUUGGAUUCCCUGACAAGAGCCAAAAGUCUUAUGGCGUCUACUGCUACAAGGCUGAUCAGUGAGGGGAGGUAGAUAGAAGCAGGGAAGCCAUAACCACCAAAGAGCAGCAACAACCACAACCAGUUAAAUCAACAAUGAAGCAGAUAAGCUUUGGAUCUUAACUAGCAUGAACUCAAUACCUUUCUGAAGCUGUGAUAACCCUUAAGCAGAUACUGUACAUUUUAUGCCCAUAUGUAAUGAAAGGCAAAAUAGUUUGUAGCCGUUCAUUUUUGUUUUUCUCUAGCUGUGCAUUCAUUGAUUUUACACGGGCUGUUGGGUAAAGGGCAACAGUGUUAAAAUGACUGAUGAGACAGAGACAAGAACUUAAUGGUCAACAUCAUCUAAGUUUAGUUUGUCUUCCACAGAAUGUAAAGACGCGUGAAGUUCAAGAUUUCGAGCAAAAAUGCUCCUGUGCGGAUGAUACGUGCUGCUUUAAAAUUUCUCUAAAAGAAAACAACGUGUUAUUUUAUUUCCUCAGUUUUCACAUCAAUUAAAAUAAUAAAUAAAUGGAUGACAAAAUCAUGAACAUAACUUGACUGUCGCUGUUGAGCUACGGAUAAAUACAUGUCAUACUGCAGUAAGUAAUAGGUUGGAUCCAUCUCUAAUCCGAAUUGAAUCUCUUUUUCUUCAACUUCUGAAAACGCAGAAAGGUUUUUUAUAACCAGAGGAGUUGUGAUCAAAUUAACUGCCAAGAAACUGAAUGUAAAUGUCUUAAUCUGUGACCUUUUCUGCUGAGAAAUCUCCUAUUAGAUCAACUCCCAGUUACAAUCUGAAAAGCAUUUUUACUAUUAUAACCUUGAGCAAUGUGUUGGUUUGUUCUAACAAAACAUUUCUUUUUUUUUUUUACUUCAUAAUGAUGGUUUAACGAUAGAUCUUUACACAUCCAUGGUGUUUUUAAAGCAAAAGUACCGAUUUUGUCUAAUACUUGCAGCUUUUUUGUAAAAUGUAGUUUUUAUACAAUUUAUACUGACUCAUACAAGCAGGAUUUCAACUGAAUAGUAAAUUCCUGAAACAAAAUGUACCCCUGAUGGCAAGAAAUAUAAUAUUACAGCAGUCACAGUACAACUAUCACAUGUUUGGAUGCUAAUCCACCCCGACAGCUGACAGUUUCACAUAUUUUUCUUGCGGUUAUGAGCUGUAAUAUGUCCACUGGUAUUCUUUUUUUUUUUUAAGAACUGAUUAAUACUAAUGAUCACUUAAGCUCCUACACCAGUUCAUUGAUAGUCAUGCUGUAGUGACUGCACCUCAAAAUGUGUCCCUAAAUGUUUUCUGUGGACCACAAUGGCCAUGUUUUUGACAUACAGAGCUGGUAAUUUCAAAAUGUGCCACAACCAGUAGAUAGAACAAUUUAUAGGUACCAAUUACAAAAAUAUUUUGAAAUUUUGUGUUUUUUCUACGUUAUUUUGGAUAUUUGUUGUUGUUGUUUUGUUUUUUUUUAACUUUUUCUAACCCUGGGCACUGACAUGUGGUACUUACUGCAGAUUACAUGUGGUAAUAUGGCAUCAUUUGUAAAAGCAAAACUUGAUGUCUGUCAAACUCAUGUAUUUGUUCACAUUCGCGCAUGAAAUACAGAUUAACGUAUUUUUGUAUCUUAUCGCCAUGUACCUUUUUCAACAAAGCAGUUUGAAAUAAAGAAUAUGACUUUCAAAUCAAA
This is a messenger RNA of Amphiprion ocellaris (clown anemonefish), 2888 nucleotides long. Its product is annotated as hyaluronan and proteoglycan link protein 1-like. Bases 232 to 1257 code for a protein of 341 amino acids. The transcript is spliced from 4 exons. Gene Ontology annotation, biological process: cell adhesion. The record is from RefSeq and is a predicted model, not a curated record. Gene Ontology annotation, molecular function: hyaluronic acid binding. NCBI's taxonomy places the organism in Eukaryota, Metazoa, Chordata, Actinopteri, Pomacentridae.